GGCCUGGCCAAACAUAGCCCACUAUGACUCCAUAGGCUUCCAACCUGUCUUGGGCAUUUUCAACACCAUUGUCGCCAGUCUUUUUCUUGCUAAGCAUCCAUCACUAGCUCUACGUCUGCGCUAAACUUCUCGAAAUACAGAAGGUCCCACAGACCUGAUUCUGCUUCGUCAACACACACUUGUUAACGCAACCGUCCCACCUGCUGUCCUCGCUUCGGAGUUCUACCCCUCCUUUGACCUUCUACUUGCGCUUCAUCGCAUCUGUCCCGACGCACCACCACCUAAACACUCACCAUGGCUCUCCCCAAGAGAAUUCAAAAAGAGACCGAGCGCCUCAUGGCGGAGCCUGUCCCAGGCAUCAGCGCCAUUCCCCACGAAGACAACCUACGGUAUUUUGACGUCGAGAUCCAUGGUCCUUCGUCUUCUCCAUAUGAGGGCGGCGUCUUCAAGCUUGAGCUCUUUCUCCCGGACGACUACCCCAUGACACCCCCCAAGAUUCGCUUCCUUACCAAGAUCUUCCACCCCAACGUUGACAAGCUCGGCCGUAUCUGCCUUGAUGUGCUGAAGAACAAUUGGUCACCUGCUCUGCAAAUCCGAACAAUUCUCCUUUCGAUUCAAGCCCUCCUCGGUGCCCCGAACCCCGACGAUCCGCUUGCUGCUGAUGUUGCCAAGAGCUGGAAAGAGGACGAGAAAGCAGCUAUUGCGACGGCGAAGCAGUGGACUCAGCAAUACGCCGUCCCGAAAUAG
Molecule: messenger RNA, 747 nt
Organism: Podospora pseudocomata
Lineage: Eukaryota; Fungi; Ascomycota; Sordariomycetes; Sordariales; Podosporaceae
Exons: 4
Coding region: 295-747 (150 amino acids)
Source: RefSeq, a predicted model, not a curated record